AUGCUGAUGCACCUUCGUUCAGUCUCUUUUGGCCUUCUGGCUGCCUCAACCUGUAUCCUUAGCUCUCCUCUGCGCUCUCGCACCGAAUACGCCGUCAAGGACACCCACAAGGUACCAAGAAAAUGGCAUGAGGUCGGUUCAGCGCCUGCAAAUAAGCUGCUACACUUGCACAUUGGUCUCAAGCAAAGCCAAUUCGACGAGCUUGAAAGACAUCUCUAUGAAGUUUCGACGCCCUCCCACCCUCGCUAUGGUCAGCACCUCACCAAUGAAGAGGUUGACGAGCUGGUCAAGCCUGCCGAUGAUACCCUGAGCCUUGUUCACGACUGGCUCUUUGACAGUGGCAUUGAUCGAGCCCAGCUUAGUUAUAAUAGAGCGAAAGACUUCAUUAAAGUCUCGCUGCCUGUCCGUGAAAUUGAACGCCUUCUUGAUACCAAGUACUCGAUCUAUGAACACCUUGAUGGCGACCGCAUCAUUCGGGCUCCCAAAUGGUCGCUGCCAAAGCACUUACACGAACAUAUCGAUACGAUCCAGCCCACGAAUUCUUUCUUUCGACCUGCUGGCCGUCGAAGGACACUUAAGACGAUCAAACCAUUCGAGGAAGUUGAAGCCGCUCCUGCUCCGGACUUCUCCGCUGAGACCGAAGUUGCUGCCACGCCUGAUUCUGCGAAUGCUGCCGUGGCCAAGGUAUGCAAUACAACCUUCGUGACGCCACUGUGUCUUCGAACCUUCUACGGGACCAAAGGAUACACACCGCAAGUGCCAGGCAAGAACCAAAUCGGCUUGACGGACUUUUUGGGGGAGGCAAACAACCGUUCCGAUGUCCAGAUAUUCCUCGAGAUGUUUCGCAAGGGCGCAGCAUCAGAGGCCGAGACUUUUAGCGUUGAUGUCAUCAAUGGAGGCGAUAACCAGCAGACGCCUGACACUCCUGCACAGUUGGCUGCAGGGAAGGAUCUGGAGGGGAAUCUUGACGCUGAGACGAUCAUUGGCAUUGAUUACCCGACUCCGCUUACUGCAUUCACGACGGGUGGAAUGCCUCCAUUUAAUCCAGAUGAUCUCACUCCCACCGACACCAAUGAGCCUUAUUUGCAAUUCCUCAACGCAGUAUUGGACAUUGAUACCCUUCCUCAAAUUAUCAGCUCUUCCUACGGUGACGACGAGCAAACUGUUCCCGAAGCCUACGCCAAAAAAGUCUGCAACCUCUUUGCUCAACUGGGAGCCAAAGGCACAUCCUUCCUUACUGCAAGUGGUGACAACGGUGUCGGACCUACUGCCGACUGCUUCACCAACGAUGGCAACAAUACCGCUACCUUCCUCCCCUCCUUCCCAGACGGGUGCCCCUACGUUACCAGUGUCGGAGCCACUAAGAACUUCAAUCCUGAAGUCGUGGCGUUUGACACAGAAAAUGGCUUUUCAAGCGGCGGCGGUUUCAGCAACUACUUUGCUCGUCCAACAUACCAAAAUGACAACAGUGUCGUAAAGAAUUACAUCUCGAGUUUAGGCGGCGAGUUCAAUGGUCUCUACAAUAAAGCUGGCCGAGGCUAUCCAGACAUCGCUGCCCAGGGUCAACGGUUUGUUACCAUCUGGAAUGGAACUAUCACCAUCCUUGAUGGCACGAGUGCUUCUACACCUACAGCCUCUGCCAUCUUAGCUCUGGUCAAUGAUGCCCUACUCGCAGCUGGCAAGCCCGCUCUUGGGUUCCUAAAUCCAUGGCUGUACUCGACGGGCUAUUCUUCGUUCUCAGACAUUACGAGUGGCUCGGCUAUUGGUUGCGGAGGAAGUGGCUUCCCAGCAUUGGCCGGUUGGGAUGCUGUUUCUGGGUUUGGAACACCGCAUUUCCCCACGCGUCCACCAAUGGAGUACCAUGACCAGAUUGCCAGUGAUCCUCGAAUGGAUUAUAUCACCCAACCUUCACUAUCAAUCGGUAAGCUGAGGAAGGAUCUCAAGCGCAAAGCAGAGGGUGAUGAUCAUGAGGGGAGGAGGGUGAGGAGUGGAGCGCCCCCACCGUCCGCAAUGCCACCAGACGUCGGUAUGACGCCGCAUUCGACUGGUUACUGGGCGGAUGUCAAACAAGACAGAAGCAGCUUCGAACUAGAACAUGCGCGCCAGACAGGAGCCACCAGAGCCUUGAACCAACAACAAGUCUUCAAUUCUUCGUUAUUGCCUGAAACGCGUGGUACGCCGCCAAGUUACAACGGAUAUGAGGCAUCCAGUUCCUCGUUGCCUAAAAUGUAUGGUACGCCGCCAGGUUACAGCGGGUAUCAGGCGAUGCCAGCAGCGGGCCAUGCGAAGCGCAAGAGGGGCAACGGUGAGGAUUUAGAAGAAGGGGAGAUGGUUGAAAGUUCAAAGCGAAUGUAUUCCAAAGCAGUGGACGCGCCUUCACCAGUACUGCAACGAGAACUCGGUCCCACCGUCGUCGUCUUCUCACACAGUAGCCUGCGUCCCGGUCAACUCCUUCCAGGCGGCGAGAUUGUCGGUUUCAUAGAACUCCCUCCUCUCGCCCAACUCUACGACCUUUACCAUCUUACCUCCUUCAAGUCCAAAGUCGAGCACGCAUGGUUCCACCAUACUUGGCAACAAAUUCACAAGUCUGCUGGAAUCCAAAGACCUUCCUGGCCGCAAAAUUACUGGCCUGAAGAGAUCAGACAGUCUGGGACUGCGAGCAAAGAUCACACUCUCCGCGCCAUCAAGACUUUCAGACAGCUGGGCGAGGAGAGGUGGCAGGUUCCGAGAUCUGCGUUGUUCGACGAGACUCUACACUUGCUGCUGAAGGAGAUGGAUUACACUAUGUUGCUCCUGCUUGUACACGAUCACCAAGAUGAUCAGGAUGCCUGGUUAAAUAGGCUGAAGGUGCUUGUUGAGAGACUUGAUCCUGCGCUCCGGCCAAAGAAUCAGCUUGCCAACCUCGCGAGUUCCGCAGUCGCAUGGAAGCCCAACGCCGAAGACUUCUAUACCAGAACACAUCCGUGGUGCUCGCCAUCAGCACUUCCAGCUGGAAUGGAAGAUUCGCGAGAACAUGCAGUCUUCUUCAACUCUUGGCCUAAACUCACCUUACCUUCUCAACCAUGGUCGGAUUAUGAAGAGACGAAUGUUGUACAGGACGAGUCAAUGGCUAUGAUGAUGUGA
This is a messenger RNA of Letharia lupina, 3123 nucleotides long. RefSeq lists its product as uncharacterized. The record is from RefSeq and is a predicted model, not a curated record. Gene Ontology annotation, biological process: proteolysis. Lineage: Eukaryota; Fungi; Ascomycota; Lecanoromycetes; Lecanorales; Parmeliaceae. Gene Ontology annotation, molecular function: serine-type endopeptidase activity; tripeptidyl-peptidase activity. The transcript has 9 exons. The coding region runs from base 1 to 3123 and encodes 1040 amino acids.